This is a messenger RNA of Owenia fusiformis, 336 nucleotides long. NCBI's taxonomy places the organism in Eukaryota, Metazoa, Annelida, Polychaeta, Sabellida, Oweniidae. The record is from the annotation of a GenBank genome assembly.
GUGUGUUGAUGGUACAACGGGGAAGAAUUGUGAAACAGAUAUUGAUGAGUGUCAAUCAGUCCCAUGUAAAUACAAUGGGACAUGUGUUGAUAUUCUUAAUGGAUUCAGAUGCUAUUGUCCCGAUGGUUUUAGUGGACCAACUUGUGACAUGUCUUCAGUUUCAUCCGGUGGUCAGGCUGUAGAAACAAUGAACAUUAUCGUUGGCCUAGUGGUUGCAGUAGUUUGUGUACUUGCCCUUUUAUUUGGUGCUAAAGUAGUGCAUACCUACUUGAAAAGGAAAAAUCGUGUGUCGUCAUCUGAGACGAAUUUGAAAGACGAGGAAGAGGUCAAAAAUAC